AUGUCAAAAAAUUUCGGACCCUAUACCACAGCCGAAGAAGCUGCCUCCGUCUUUGCAUCUCAGAUUAAAGGGAAGCACGUCUUGAUCACCGGAUGCACAUGGGGUGGUCUGGGUAGCGAAACAGCUCGCGUUGUCGCCAAGUAUGGAGCAGCUCUCGUCGUUCUAGCUGGUAGGAGUCAAGGAUCCAUAGAUACGACUAUUGCAAACAUCAAGCAAGAGACCCCGACUGCCAACCUUCGCAGCGUUAUCCUUGAUCUGGCAAGUCUGGAGUCCGUUCGACAAGCUGCCGCGGAAGUCAAUGCCUAUGAAGAACCUAUUGAUGUCCUGAUUAACAAUGCUGCAGUCAUGGCCUCUGAAUAUUUCCAAACUCAAGACGGUUUUGAAGGACAAUUUGGAUGCAACCAUCUUGGGCACUUUGUGUUUACCAACUUGAUUCUUUCAAAAAUGUUGGAGUCUACUACUGGAGAGCCUCGUGUUGUCAAUGUUGCCAGUUCAGGGCACCAUUUCGCACCUAUCAUGUUCGACGAUCCCGCAUUUUCUGAGGGCAAGACUUAUAAAAAAUGGGUUGCGUACGGCCAAUCCAAGACGGCCAAUAUACUGUUCGCCAAAGAAUUGAGUAAUCGUUACAACAAUAAGGGCUUGCUUGCGUAUAGUCUUCAUCCUGGAAGUAUCGACACCAACCUUCAGAGACACAUUGAUCGUGAUGUUGAAAUGAAAGCCGGAAUGCUUGACUUUCAAGGCAACUCCAUAAUCACACCUCAGUUCAAGUCAUUUCUGUAUCGCAAGACAGUCGAACAAGGCGCAUCCACCACCGUUGUUGCGGCAUUUGACCCAUCCAUCAAAGAGCAAUCUGGUUUGUUUUUGAACAACGCACAAGUCGACGUGUCUUCUGUAAAGUCUUGGGCUCUCGAUGACGACGCUGCACAACGACUGUGGUCACUUAGCGAGGAUAUGGUUGGACAAAAGUUCCCGCUGGCUUAAAAAAUUAUGGUCAUUUACCAUGGUAUAGAAAUUCUCAUGGCUAUUCACGAUUUCUCCAUACGCAUGCGUUUGAAAAAGGGAAGGCUGACAGUGUAUAUAGAUUUUUAAGAGUGUGCUGGCAAACCAUUUGAGGACCGAUGAGGAUCCUACAGCUCAAUAGUAAGUUCGCCACUACUCUUCCACUUCGUUGAUGUUUUAAAUAAAUGCACUCUAGCAGAUGACUAUCUACUAUCUUUGUCAUGAAAUAAUCACUUACAAAUGGUGCGCGCUGACAAGACUAGCGGUAUUCCGAAACCCAGUGGCGAAAAUGAAAUGAUAUUAAAU
Molecule: messenger RNA, 1305 nt
Organism: Umbelopsis ramanniana AG
Lineage: Eukaryota; Fungi; Mucoromycota; Umbelopsidomycetes; Umbelopsidales; Umbelopsidaceae
Exons: 1
Coding region: 1-981 (326 amino acids)
Source: RefSeq, a predicted model, not a curated record